UUUUUAAAAUAAAAUAAAAAUAAAAUUCGUGCGAAUAAAUUUUAAAUAUUUUUUACUGUUUAUUGUGCGUGAUAGAUAAUAUAUUUUUGGAGUGCUUUACUUAAUAGGAAUCGGGGCGAUUAUUGUGAUAAAAUUAAAUUAUGGAAGUGUUGAAAUGUGUUUUGGUGCUGUUAGCGACUUUCACAGUGCCCAGAGAAGUCGAAUGCAACUGCCAUCUAUCAACAAGCAAGGACUUCGGACAUCCGUCUCCGGUGUAUUUACAAGAUGGCGGAUUUUUGGCGCCAAACUCGCGUGGUGACGUCAUCGUGCGGCGCGGCGCGGGGGUAACAGUCGCUUGUCCGGGAGACAGGCGUUAUAUUGUCUUGGGGAAUGAUACUACUGAGCAGCAGGAUGUGCUAGCUCAUUGCGUGUCAGAUAAGACGUUUCGCGUGGGUCCUUGGCAGGGCCUCUUCGCUAACAUCACGUGCAACGGACCACCCUGGUUCUCAUCGGAGGAGGUGCAGACCUGUGUGGGAAGGAACAAACUGUAUAGAGUGGGCUACCGAAUCAAGAAUACGUUCCACUCACUGUACGAAGCAUGUUUCGACCCUGGCUUAAUCCACACGCUUUAUGUCAAGCACCAGUUGACACCCAGAACAAAGUCCACCCAGAGCGGGGGUAACAGGUCGCAGUUCAUUGAAGGAGGUCUCUUCGGUAAAGUGCGCAUGUCCCAGUUGUACAAGAACAAAUACCAGAAAGAGCGGUUAAAUGAAGUGCUUGGAGCGGACAUGGACAAGAAAUAUAUCACCAAGAAUCAGUUCCUAACUCGCGGUCAUCUAGCUCCUCGGGCAGACUUUCCAAUGCGCGCGGAGCAGCGAGCCACUUUCCACUACGUGAACACCGCGCCGCAAUGGAUGCGCGGGAACGCUGGAGACUGGGCCGCCCUGGAAGAUGGCCUUCGCCGUCGCGUCCAGACCCUCAACAGGACCAUAACCCUCUUCACGGGCACAUUUGGAGUCCUACCACUGGAUGACAGCAGGGGAGCCUCCACAGAGGUCUAUCUGACUACAGACGCGAAUAACAACGGAAUUGUACCUGUACCAAUGUACUUUUACAAGUUGGCCUACGACCCAUUAAGGAAAACCGCCGCAGCGUUCGUAACCAUCAACUCAUCAUUUUACAACCGCACGGUCAAUGACCGUUUGACGUUUUGCAGCGACAUCUGUGAGGGAGAUCGUAACUACUCGUGGUUAAAAUGGCGGGCGGACGAUACGCACAGCUUUUGUUGUAAUUAUGAAGAAUUUGUUGAAAAAGUCGACUUUCUGCCCAAGUUGAAGGUUAUUGGGGACUUCUAUUAGAAACAGAGGUUAACUAAAAGCGUAGGCGGCAUCAUUGUUAAGUGUUCAUAAAUUUUGUCAGUUCUCUACAAGGGUGAAUAUCAAAAUGUGCCAAGUUUGGUGGCGAACUGUCAUAUAAUUUUUUCGUGAAAAAUUGGGUUCCGACAUGGAUCCAAAAGGAUUAUAGUGUAAAAAUAUAACCAAAACAAUGUUUGUUUACUCCAGUAGUAUGACGAACUGUCAAAAGUCUGUGUAAGAGAGGUAAGAACACUCAACAGUAGCGACACCUGAUGGCAGAAAUAGGCAGUUUUUAUCAUUGUGUCGAGUCCUAACUUAUCGUCGCGUCGGUUGUUGGGACCCUAGCCAGUUUUAAUCCCUUAAAACUAGUAUUAAGUAGGUAUAGAUUAUUGAGACUACCGUCACACCUAGGCCCCAAUUCUAAAAAUCAUCGUUCCCUAAAAUAAGCCCAACCUGGGUCUGAACCUGGGACAUAGUUUGAUGGUUAAGGUGGUCAACAACUUUUAGUAGUUGUUUUCUAAAUAGUGCAAUUAAAAGAAAGUUUAUACAUCAUAUAUUUUAUUUUUUUAACUCAUUUUAACAACAUUUGAUAUAAUUAUUACAAUUUAUUUUCAAUAAAUUUUUGCCUAAA
Pectinophora gossypiella (pink bollworm) is the source of this 1965-nucleotide messenger RNA. RefSeq lists its product as uncharacterized. Gene Ontology annotation, cellular component: mitochondrial inner membrane; nucleus. The transcript has 9 exons. Gene Ontology annotation, molecular function: RNA endonuclease activity; nucleic acid binding; single-stranded DNA endonuclease activity. Gene Ontology annotation, biological process: apoptotic DNA fragmentation. NCBI's taxonomy places the organism in Eukaryota, Metazoa, Arthropoda, Insecta, Lepidoptera, Gelechiidae. The record is from RefSeq and is a predicted model, not a curated record. The coding region runs from base 141 to 1337 and encodes 398 amino acids.